Molecule: messenger RNA, 438 nt
Organism: Harpia harpyja (harpy eagle)
Lineage: Eukaryota; Metazoa; Chordata; Aves; Accipitriformes; Accipitridae
Product: methylsterol monooxygenase 1-like
Biological process (GO): sterol biosynthetic process
Molecular function (GO): C-4 methylsterol oxidase activity
Source: RefSeq, a predicted model, not a curated record
AUGGUGCCUUUGCUCCGUGAUGUCUGCUGUGGGACAGCUAAGCAAAUCCUGGUGGGCAAAGGUUCCCCCCGCCACCCCAACUCCCUGUUUGUCUACCAGACCUCCUACUUGCUGGUGUCCCCGCCAGGCUUCAUCUACCAGUUCAUCCCAGCCAUGAAGAAAUACAAGAUUCAGCUGGACAAGCCUGAAACUUGGGAAGAGCAAUGGCAGCAUGUCAAGAUCUCACUGAUAAGAAUCCCCACUUUGCUCUACCAGCAUUCAGAGGACUUUGAUAUCCCUUACAAAUGGGACCCCAUGCCUCCAUGGUAUUCUGUUACUGCUCAAUGCUUGGGCUGCUUUAUAAUUGAAGAUACAUGGAUCUACUUCAUGCACAGAUUAAUGCAUCACAAGACCUUCUACCCAUAUUUACAUAAACUUGAUCAUGAAUUUAAGGUGUAA